Messenger RNA from Carica papaya (papaya), 2605 nucleotides. Lineage: Eukaryota; Viridiplantae; Streptophyta; Magnoliopsida; Brassicales; Caricaceae. The record is from RefSeq and is a predicted model, not a curated record.
UCCAUCGACAAAUCCGCCAUUUUCUAUUCUUUCUCGGUCCCCAUUAUACUCCUACCAGAAUUGUGACUCGUACAACACCUACGCCACCCCAUUUAAUCUUCAACCCUACUGUACUCUGCAGACCUUCUCGCGCGUUCCACUUUCUCGACGUCUAACACCAAACAUGACUACCGAACACGGCUCCGAUAAAGCUCCAGACAUGGAGGUUGUGGAGGAAUGCACAGUGAAGGAGGUCGACUUAACGGUGCCGAAAACAGAUGAUCCGUCGUUACCGGUACUGACAUUCAGAAUGUGGGUUCUUGGUCUGAUCUGCUGCGUGAUUCUCUCGUUUGUGAACCAGUUUUUCUGGUACAGGACGAAUCCGCUGAUGAUUUCGUCGGUGGCCGCUCAGAUUGCGGUUGUUCCGAUUGGUCAUCUGAUGGCUCGGACUCUGCCGACGAGGCAGGUGUUUGAGGGGACUAGGUUCGCUUUCUCGAUGAACCCUGGUCCGUUUAAUAUUAAAGAACACGUCUUGAUCACGAUCUUUGCUAAUGCCGGAGCUGGUACGGUUUAUGCCACGCAUAUAUUGAGUGCCGUUAAGCUUUUGUAUCACCGGAAUCUCAGUCUUUUUCCGGCCUUUCUUGUUAUGAUUACUACCCAGGUUCUUGGCUUUGGUUGGGCUGGUCUCUUUAGGAAAUACCUGGUUGAGCCAGGGGAAAUGUGGUGGCCUUCCAUUCUGAUUCAAGUCUCACUCUUCAGGGCUCUUCACGAGAAGGAAAAGAGACCAAAAGGACGGACAACAAGAACCCAGUUCUUUCUCAUCGUAAUGAUAACGAGUUUCGCUUACUACAUUCUUCCUGGCUAUCUCUUCAUGAUGCUGUCAACAUUCUCCUGGGUGUGUUGGCUUGCGCCCAAGUCAGUUCUGGUUCAGCAACUGGGUUCGGGCCACCAAGCUCUCGGCGUUGGAGCCAUUGGUCUUGACUGGGCCACAAUCUCGUCUUACCUCGGCAGCCCACUGGCCAGUCCCUGGUUCGCCACCCUCAAUAUCGCGAUAGGGUUCUUUCUGGUGAUGUACGUCAUGACUCCCAUCUGCUACUGGCUUAAUAUUUACGGUGCCAAGACCUUCCCCCUCUUCUCCAACUCACUCUUCAGAUCAGAUGGCUCCACAUAUGAUAUCUCCUCCAUUAUCGACUCCAAGUUUCAUCUGGACCGAGCGGCUUACUCCAGGAUAGGACCUGUCAAUAUGAGUACUUUUUUUGCUUUUACUUAUGGACUUGGCUUUGCUACCCUCCCUGCAACUAUUGUUCAUGUCUUGCUCUUUCAUGGAAGGGAUUUGCUAACGCAAGCGAAACGAGCCUUUGGAGGGAAGAAGAAGAUAGAUAUACACACAAAACUAAUGAAGGCUUACGAGAAAGUUCCAUUAUGGUGGUUUCUUGUGAUUCUUGUGAUCAAUAUAGCUCUUAUUAUAUUUUCCUGCCAGUACUACAAUUCUGCACUUCAGUUGCCAUGGUGGGGUGUUUUGUUAGCUUGUGCAAUUGCCAUGUUCUUCACUCUUCCCAUUGGAAUCAUCCAGGCUACCACUAAUCAGCAACCAGGAUUGAACAUCAUCACUGAAUACGUAAUUGGGUAUCUGUACCCAGAGCGACCUGUUGCUAAUAUGUGCUUUAAAGUGUAUGGAUAUAUCAGCAUGACUCAAGCUCUAACCUUCCUUGCUGACUUCAAGCUUGGCCACUACAUGAAGAUCCCACCAAGAGCCAUGUUCAUUGCUCAGGUCUCUUACUUUUUCGUUCUUCUCAAUUCUCUUCUCCCUCUUUCUUGUCAACCAGAAUAUUGCCUAAUACUAAAUCAUAUAUAUAUAUGGGUUGUGUUGCAGGUUGUAGGAACUAUUGUAUCAGUGAUUGUAUACACCUUAACAGCCUGGUGGCUAAUGGGAGACAUUCCAAAUCUCUGUGACACCACAAAGCUACCAGCCGGAAGCCAAUGGACUUGUCCAAUGGACAGAGUUUUCUUCGACGCAUCAGUCAUCUGGGGUCUCGUUGGACCUCGAAGAAUAUUUGGGGUUCUGGGCCAAUACGCCGGAAUCAAUUGGUUCUUCUUCGAUGGAGCCAUAGCUCCUUUCCUCGUCUGGCUAGCACAAAAAGUUUUCCCCCAACAAAAAUGGAUCUCUCUCAUCCACAUGCCUGUUAUUUUAGGUUCCACCGCCAUGAUGCCGCCGGCUGCCGCCGUUAACUUCACCAGCUGGAUCGUUAUUGCUUUCCUUUCUGGGUUUAUUGUGUUCCGCUACCGCCAAAAAUGGUGGGAACGAUAUAAUUAUAUUUUCGCCGGAGGACUCGACGCCGGGACGGCCUUCAUGACGGUUCUGCUGUUUUUGGGUCUGCAGUCUAGGAAUAUAUCUGUGAACUGGUGGGGAAAUAGUGGAGAAGGUUGUCCUUUGGCUUCUUGCCCUACUGCUAAAGGCGUCGUUGUUGAUGGCUGCCCUGUUGUCUGAUAAAACGCUUCGUUUCGGAUUUCGGAUACACAUUUUUCUUCAACCCUUUUUUCUGUAAAGCAGAUUUUUUUUGGGGAGGGAAUUCUUUAGGGUAUCUAUCAAUUUUUCUAUUAGGGUUUAUGAUUAGUUGUUGAUGUA